AACAACUCCUUCAAACACUCGACAACUUUACUCUUCGAUCUUCACAUCCCCUCAACCCAUCACCAUGGAACCACGAACUCUGCAACUGAUGGAGCUACAAACCCAGCAACAAAUCGAGGAUGGAGGAAACAACCAAGCAGCCGGGAGUAGUGCCAACACAGAUUUCUGGCGAAGCCGUGCCAGGUGGGUUCCUACUCCAGAUCAAAUAAGGAUCCUCAAGGAUCUUUACUACGACAAGGGAGUUAAGUGCCCAACUACAGAGCACAUUCACGAGAUCUGUCUCCAGCUGAACCAGUAUGGACAUGUUGAGGGCAAGAACAUUUAUUUUUGGUUCCAGAAUGUCAGGGCUCGAGAGAAGCAGAUGAAGAGGUGCAAUCAGGCUGCUCAAGUGCCCAUGGGAACUAGUUCUCCUGGUACUGGUGGAUCCAUUGAUCUCAAUUUUGGGUCCACUGGUUCUACUGGUGCUGGUGGAUCCAUCGACAUCAAUUUUGGGCCAGCUGGUGGAUCCAUUGACAUCAAUUUUGGGUCCACUAGUUCUACUGGUGCUGGUGGAUCCAUUGAUCUCAAUUUUGGUUCCACUGCUUCUACUGGAGGACAAUCUUCCAUGGAACAACGAGGAGGAGUUCGCCAGGAGUUUGAAACUCUUCUUCUGUUCCCCGUGCACGGCGAGGACGUCUAUGGUAACCCGAAGACUACUUCCGAGGAAGGUAGCGCAUAUGAUUACUAUUUCGGUGGCUCAGGCGGUUACAACCGUGGAUCUCCAGUUUCUCUUGAGCUCAGCCUCAACCCAUCCGGAGCUACUGAUUAGGCUUAGUAUAGCGUAGUGCCAAUUUCCUUUUUGUAAUAUUAAAUCAAUAAGAU
Molecule: messenger RNA, 861 nt
Organism: Rosa rugosa (rugosa rose)
Lineage: Eukaryota; Viridiplantae; Streptophyta; Magnoliopsida; Rosales; Rosaceae
Product: protein WUSCHEL-like
Exons: 2
Coding region: 65-808 (247 amino acids)
Biological process (GO): plant organ development
Molecular function (GO): DNA binding; DNA-binding transcription factor activity
Source: RefSeq, a predicted model, not a curated record